Acanthisitta chloris (rifleman) is the source of this 395-nucleotide messenger RNA. RefSeq names its product LY6/PLAUR domain containing 6B (gene LYPD6B). The annotation marks the transcript as partial. The transcript is spliced from 3 exons. NCBI's taxonomy places the organism in Eukaryota, Metazoa, Chordata, Aves, Passeriformes, Acanthisittidae. The record is from RefSeq and is a predicted model, not a curated record. Gene Ontology annotation, molecular function: acetylcholine receptor regulator activity.
CCACUCCAUUUCCAAACAGCUUUAAGUGCUUCACUUGUGACAAUGCAGUGGACAAUUACGACUGCAACCGAUGGGCUGAAGAUCGAUGGUGUCCUGAAAGUACUCAGUACUGCCUGACAGUUCAUCUCUUCACAGACCACGGGGAGAGCACCUCAGUCACCAAGAAAUGUGCCACGGGGGAGGAAUGUCACCUCGUGGGCUGCCACCGGCGCGGGGAGAGUGGCCACACGGAGUGUGUUUCCUGCUGUGAAGGCAUGAUCUGCAAUGUGGAAAUCCCAACCAACGACACAAAUGCAGUGUUUGCUGUCCUGCACGCCCGGAGGACGUCGGAUGGCAGCAGGAGGACAGGCAGCAUUGCAGUGCUGGGGGCAGUCAUGGUGAUUGCCCUGUCCUGA